CCCCCGCACCGCACAUAUUCUCUUCAACCCCACAUCUCCUCUCUCUCUCUCACGUUCGUCCAACACAACAACGGCUCAAGGGAUUUGAAGAGAAGAUGGGAAUAUGCAGCUCCUGCGAUUCGACCUCUGUUGCUACGGCUAAGUUGAUACUAGAUGAUGGAAGAUUACAGGAGUUUCCUUAUCCUGUCAAGGUUUCUUACGUUCUACAGAAGAAUCCCGCUUGUUUCAUAUGCAACUCCGAUGAGAUGGAUUUCGAUGACGUCGUGUCCGCGGUCAGUGAUGACGAGGAGCUUCAGCCUGGUCAGCUCUACUUCGCGCUGCCGUUGAGCCGGUUGAAGCACCGGCUUCAGGCUGAAGAGAUGGCCGCAUUGGCUGUUAAAGCCAGCUCCGCUUUGACUAAGAGCGGCGGAAAUUGUGGUGACAAAUGCGGGUGUCGCCGGAAUAUACUGGUGUUUCCAGGAGAAAAUGGUGUGAAGCAAUCCAGAAAGGCCGGCGGCAACGUAGGAGAGACUGGAUCGGGGGGGAGGAGAAAGAGCGGCGGAAGAGGGAAGAUCACGGCGAGGUUGAGUGCAAUACCCGAGUAGUUAAUUAGGGGCAUUCUCGGAAACGGAAAUUUGAUUUUUGUAAAUAUAGUGUAAAACGAGUUGAGGUAAUUAAAUUAGCGGAGCUACUCUCUGAUGAUGAUCAUGACUUGGAAAAAUGAGAAAAGAAAAAUUAGUGGGUGGUUAAAAUGGGCAUUUAUUCUUCUUUUUGAUAUUGGGAUUACAAUUUUGUGGCAGUGGGAGAUGAGUGUUGAUUGUAAGCAAGUAAAUAAGUAUACACUUGGGUGGCUGGCUUACCCAUUAAUCAUGCCUAUAUAUAUCAUGGCUUGAUCAUGAGAUAACUGGCUUUCGUGAUAAUUAAUAAUUAAAACAUGAUAUUGAGUGUAA
Messenger RNA from Sesamum indicum (sesame), 929 nucleotides. RefSeq lists its product as uncharacterized. The record is from RefSeq and is a predicted model, not a curated record. NCBI's taxonomy places the organism in Eukaryota, Viridiplantae, Streptophyta, Magnoliopsida, Lamiales, Pedaliaceae.